This is a messenger RNA of Habropoda laboriosa, 2307 nucleotides long. Its product is annotated as synaptic vesicle glycoprotein 2B-like. Gene Ontology annotation, molecular function: transmembrane transporter activity. Gene Ontology annotation, biological process: transmembrane transport. Lineage: Eukaryota; Metazoa; Arthropoda; Insecta; Hymenoptera; Apidae. The transcript has 12 exons. The coding region runs from base 592 to 2205 and encodes 537 amino acids. Gene Ontology annotation, cellular component: membrane. The record is from RefSeq and is a predicted model, not a curated record.
UCGUUCGGAUAUUCCUACGUAUGUAUGUUACAUUUCCUUGCACAACGCGGAAGAGUUCGCUAGUUCUGUUUUCGUCGUUCCGGCAGUGGCACGUGUACUCGGUCUCGUUUCGAUAAACCCGAUGAAAUUAGAGGAACUGAAGUUUCUUAUCUUAUCGCGGAGGGGGAUUUGCCCGAUCGAAGGAGUGUUAAAGAUUCGUUAUUUGAUUAGCAAGAACUAGUUGCUCCGUGGCAUCGCGACACAAACUCGAUAUCGGUGAACGGUUUAACGUGACGUUCAACGAACAACUCGCCGAGCACGAGGACGAACCAUAACCAUAACAAUUGAGUCGUUUGACCCGUUUUAAUUGGCAAGUUACACCGUCACGAAUGGGACGCUCGCUAGUAAACGGAUCGCGGCGACUGACUAGUCGACAGUGACGUGGAUUCCACCGAACGGGAGCACGUCGCGUCGUCUCGUCUGGAGGAUAGAAUCGCGUACCGCGAGGAGGUAAACCCUUCCGCCGGAGCCUUUCUCCAUUCCGCUCCCGACUGCCGAUUCCUCGUCACCUCGUCGGCUCGAGCGACCCCCGUUGGACGACACGGCCGAAGCAUGGCGACGAACGCCGAAAGCAGCGGGAAGGUUUCGACGAUAAACGUGAAAAGGGAUCAGACGGGCGGAGCAGGGGACAUCGAGGCAGCUUUAGCUGCGACAGGCUACGGAAGUUUCAACGUGUUGCUGCUCCUGGCGGCACUGCCGGUCGCCUGGGCCGGGAUCUUCGACACGACCACCAGCGGCUUCAUCUUAGCUUCCGCAGAGUGCGACCUCCAGCUCACUUACUUUCGCAAGGGUGUUCUCGUCGCGUUCCCCUUUCUAGGCAUGGCGUUCACCGGCUUCCUCUGGGACUAUCUCACGCCGUACGUCGGAGUGAGAAACCUGUUCGUCCUCGGCCUAUUGGCGGACUCCGUGCUAAAUUUACUCUCCACCGCCGUCGACUCUUACUACGCCUUCCUCCUCGUCAAGUUCAUCACCGGUGUUCUCGCGGGCGGCCCGUUCUCCAUGGUGAUGGCCUACCUCUCCGAAUUCCACUCGCCAAAGUACAAACCGAACUUUACCAGAUGGGGAGGACUGGCGAUAAACGCGGCCAUCGUUAUUCCGGCAGCGCUGGGCUUCCUAAUUUUACCGGUUCCUCUGGACGUGAACGUGUUCAAUCGGAGGUACAACUCCUGGCGGAUCUACCUGCUGGUAUGCUCGAUCGUGCCAGUCUUCGGUCUCCUAACUGCCAGCACGCUGCCCCACAGUCCCAAGUACCUAGUGGAGGUUGGCAAACCCGAGGAAGCCUUACGGUUGCUCGGCAGGAUCUACUCGAUGAACAAGGGGAAACCGGCGGACACGUUUCCGGUGACAACUCUCCUCGCGUGGGAGAACGCGACGCCGUUGUCGCGCCGCUCCUUCCUCGAGACCAACUCGGAGAAACUGCGAGUCGCCUGUUACAACGCGAAACUAUUAUUUUCCUCCCCGUAUCUGCGGCCAGUCCUCUUCCUCAACUUCCUUCAGUUCGGCAGCAUGCUGGGAUUCAAUACGAUGAGACUGUGGGUGCCGCACCUCUUCAUCAUCCUCAACAAUUUCGACGGGCAGAAGUGGAACAAAGAUCGCGCGCCGACUAUGACCGAGAUGCUCGACCGUAGAAUGUCCAUGCCGGCUGACCGGUACCUCGAUUGCCCACACUUCGAGGACGUUUGUCUAACGUGGAAAAUCAACGUGGUGAUCUAUCAAAACUCAGCCAUCAUCGCGUGCUCGGCCAUCUUCUUUUCCUUCCUCGCCGGUUUCAUAACCACCACGAGCUUCAAGAAGAAAUCGAUAUUGCUUCUCGCUUUCCUCGUAUCGGUGGUAAGUAGUUUUGGAAUGAACUGGGCUCAAUCACCUCCGUACAUGCUCACUCUGGCAGCGGCCAUCAUCGUCACGACAAGAAUAACGGGUAAUAUCGUUACCGCGAUGAACGUCGACGUUAUUCCUGUUCCGUUGAGAUCCACCAGCCUGAACGUCCUCGUCACCGUUGGGAACGUCGCAGCUGUCCUGGGAAAUUUCAUCUUCUCCGCGUUGCUGGACCUCGAAUGCCUAGUCGCGUUCCUCGGAAUGGGUUGCCUCUUGUUCGCCUGCUUUCUCCUAGCCUUCUUCCCUCUCAAACCCGUCAAGGAGUCGCCGGAGAAGCCUAGCUCGGUCUAACGCCUAACCAACCGACCACGAGUGUGCCAACGAGGAAACGGCAACGCGUCCCCGCUCGAACUGUGAUAUCUUUGCAAACCGCCGCCCCGGGGGCAGAGGUCG